AAUCCCCAAAUUCUUUUCUGCUUCUUGUUCCAAGUUGAGCUUUGCAUACCUCCAAUAGGCGAAAAGUGCAAACCCUACUCUAUACUGGAAUUCGUAAAUCUCCUUUUCUGCUUGAAUUUCCAUCGAUGACUUCGGCAAAGAAACAUCACAAGGAGAAAUUUGUUCGACGGAAAGAGGAGAAACCAGAACCACCUGAAACACCAAAAUACAGAGACAGAGCUAAGGAGCGUAGAGAAGAUCAAAACCCUGAUUAUGAACCAACUGAAUUGGGUUCUUUUCACGCCGUUGCUCCACCUGGAACUGUUGACCUUCGGUCUGCCGAUGCAAACAAGCUAUCUAUCGAGAAAAGCAAAUACCUUGGAGGUGAUGUGGAACACACCCAUUUGGUCAAAGGUUUGGAUUAUGCUUUGCUGAACAAAAUAAGAAGUGAGAUUGACAGGAAACCAGAGGCUGGAGAUGAAGCUGAGGGAAAGCCUAGAGUAUCUAAGGAAGACCAGAAUGUGUCAUUUCGCACUGCCACUGCAAAGUCUGUUUAUCAGUGGAUAGUGAAGCCCCAAACUGUUAUCAAGUCAAAUGAGCUGUUUCUUCCUGGUCGAAUGACAUUUAUCUAUAACAUGGAGGGUGGAUAUUCUCACGACAUUCCAACCACCUUACACAGAAGUAAAGCUGAUUGUCCACAGCCUGAGGAAAUGGUUACUGUUAAUGUUGAUGGUUCAGUGCUUGACCGAAUUGCCAAAAUUAUGUCAUAUCUACGACUUGGAUCUUCUGGGAAGGUUCUCAAGAAGAAAAAGAAAGAGAGAGAUGCAAAAGUUAAGAUUUCAGUUCCUGGCAAUGAUUAUGAUGAGGAAGAUAAGCCCUCAAAGCCCGAGGGUGGGAUGUCAAAAAAUCAAAUUGAACGAAAUAUGGUGCCACCACCUCCACCUCCUCUUAGGAAAAAUCAUAUUGAUUCAAAACAAGGCCAAGGCCCAGCUGUUGCCAGAGCAGAAGAGGAUGAUAUUUUUGCUGGGGAUGGUGUAGACUAUGCUGUUCCUGGUAAAGACUUGAACCAAAGCCCUCUCUCAGAGGAUAUGGAAGAGUCUCCUCGAAAUAAAGAAAGAGGUUCUUAUUUUGCUGAACCUGUUUAUGGUCCGGUGCAACCAUCUGCUUUACCACAUGAAUGGCAAGAAGUGAAUGGAUAUGAUGUGAUGCAAACACAAGCAUUGGCUGGGGGCUACCAGGGAGAGUGGUCUGAAUACCAAUAUGCUGAGCAACUGGCUUAUUCUGAACAAUACCUUCAACCAAACAUGCAAGCUUAUGAUGUGCAAGGCGGAGUAAACAUCCCUCAGGAUCCACGCUUUAUGACUCAGGAAGAGAAGGACCGAGGUUUAGGUUCUGUGUUUAAGCGGGAUGAUGAGAGACUUCAACAGUUAAGGGAGAAAGAUGCUCGAGAAAAGGAUCCCAAUUUUAUCUCCGAGAGUUAUUCUGAAUGUUACCCUGGGUAUCAAGAGUAUAAUCGUGAGAUUGUGGAUAGUGAUGAUGAGGAUGAUUUGUCGAAAAUGGACAUGGGUGGACGGGCAAAAGGUCGCCUUCAUCGGUGGGACUUUGAGACAGAAGAGGAAUGGGCGACAUACAAUGAGCAGAAGGAAGCAAUGCCAAAGGCUGCAUUCCAGUUUGGUGUGAAAAUGCAAGACGGUCGGAAGACACGAAAGCAGAACAAGGACCAGAAACUCACUAAUGAGCUGCAUAAGAUCAACAAGAUACUUGCUAGAAAGAAAAUGGACAAGGACAGUGCAGAGGGUGGGCAUUACGAUGAUGAUGUACAACCUGGAAAGAAGCUUCGAGUGUGAUCUUUGAAGAUUCAUUUAAUAUAUAUAUAUAUAUAUUUUUUUUUUAAAUUGUAACAUUCAUGGAGAAAAAUUUUCACUUUGUACCUUUGUCGUUGAAAACAACUAUAUUUUGAUGUACGAACAAAAUUAAAAUAAAUACAGUUUCUUCUUUUACAA
This is a messenger RNA of Ziziphus jujuba (common jujube), 1982 nucleotides long. RefSeq names its product suppressor of mec-8 and unc-52 protein homolog 2. Bases 126 to 1826 code for a protein of 566 amino acids. Gene Ontology annotation, biological process: mRNA splicing, via spliceosome. Gene Ontology annotation, cellular component: nucleus. Lineage: Eukaryota; Viridiplantae; Streptophyta; Magnoliopsida; Rosales; Rhamnaceae. The transcript has 11 exons. The record is from RefSeq and is a predicted model, not a curated record.